AUGAUUGAAGAUAGUGGGAAAAGAGGAAAUACCAUGGCAGAAAGAAGACAGCUGUUUGCAGAGAUGAGGGCUCAAGAUCUGGAUCGUAUCCGACUCUCCACCUACAGAACAGCAUGCAAGCUUAGGUUUGUUCAGAAGAAAUGCAACUUGCACCUGGUGGACAUUUGGAACGUCAUAGAAGCAUUGCGGGAAAAUGCUCUGAACAACCUGGACCCGAACAUAGAACUCAGUGUGGCCCGCUUGGAGGCUGUGCUAUCCACCAUUUUCUACCAGCUCAACAAACGGAUGCCAACCACUCACCAAAUCCAAGUGGAGCAGUCCAUCAGCCUCCUGCUUAACUUCCUGCUGGCAGCCUUUGAUCCGGAAGGCCAUGGUAAAAUUUCAGUAUUUGCUGUCAAAAUGGCUUUAGCCACAUUGUGUGGAGGGAAGAUCAUGGACAAAUUAAGAUAUAUUUUCUCCAUGAUUUCUGACUCCAGUGGGGUGAUGGUUUAUGGACGAUAUGAUCAGUUCCUGCGGGAAGUUCUCAAACUACCCACAGCCGUUUUUGAAGGUCCUUCAUUUGGUUAUACAGAGCAGUCAGCGAGAUCCUGUUUCUCUCAACAGAAAAAAGUCACCUUAAAUGGUUUCUUGGACACACUCAUGUCUGACCCUCCCCCCCAGUGUCUGGUCUGGCUGCCCCUUCUGCAUCGACUGGCGAAUGUGGAAAACGUCUUCCAUCCAGUUGAAUGUUCCUACUGCCACAGUGAGAGCAUGAUGGGCUUCCGCUACCGAUGCCAACAGUGUCACAACUACCAGCUCUGUCAGGACUGCUUCUGGAGGGGACAUGCUGGCGGUUCCCAUAGCAACCAGCACCAAAUGAAAGAGUACACCUCAUGGAAAUCCCCUGCUAAGAAGCUAACUAAUGCAUUAAGCAAGUCUCUGAGCUGUGCUUCCAGCCGUGAACCCUUGCACCCCAUGUUCCCUGACCAGCCUGAGAAGCCACUCAACUUGGCCCACAUUGUGCCACCCAGACCUGUAACCAGCAUGAAUGACACACUCUUCUCCCACUCAGUCCCCUCCUCAGGAAGUCCUUUUAUUACCAGGAGUAUGCUUGAGAGUUCAAACAGGCUUGAUGAAGAACACAGGCUGAUCGCCAGGUACGCGGCAAGACUGGCGGCAGAGUCCACUUCCUCGCAGCCGACUCAGCAGCGGAGUGCUCCUGACAUCUCCUUCACCAUUGAUGCAAACAAGCAGCAGAGGCAGCUGAUCGCAGAGCUAGAAAACAAGAACAGAGAAAUCUUACAGGAGAUCCAGAGGCUGCGGCUAGAGCAUGAACAAGCCUCUCAGCCCACCCCAGAGAAGGCGCAGCAAAACCCCACUCUGCUGGCCGAGCUCCGGCUCCUCAGACAGCGCAAGGAUGAGCUGGAACAGAGAAUGUCUGCUCUCCAGGAGAGCCGGAGAGAGCUAAUGGUCCAGUUAGAAGGUCUCAUGAAGCUACUAAAGACGCAGGGGGCAGGUUCUCCUCGCUCCUCCCCCAGCCACACCAUCAGCAGGCCCAUCCCCAUGCCGGUGCGCUCCGCGUCUGCCUGCUCCAGCCCGUCGCACACGCCUCAGGACUCCCUCACGGGGGUCGGGGGAGACGUUCAGGAGGCCUUUGCGCAAAGUUCAAGAAGAAAUUUAAGGAAUGACUUACUAGUAGCAGCAGAUUCCAUCACUAACACCAUGUCCUCUCUCGUGAAAGAGCUGAAUUCCGAGGUGGGGAGUGAAACAGAGAGUAACGUGGAUUCUGAAUUUACACGGACUCAGUUUGAGGAUCUGGUUCCAUCGCCAACCUCUGAGAAGGCUUUUCUAGUGCAAAUCCACGCCCGAAAACCUGGGUACCUCCACGGCGGUGCCACCCCCAGCACCAUGCGCAGUGACAUGGCCUCAGAAGAUGGGGACCCCUACGUGCGGCCAGAGGAUGAGAACUAUGAAAAUGACUCAGUCCGGCAGCUGGAGAACGAGCUCAAGAUGGAGGAGUAUCUGAAACAGAAGCUGCAGGAUGAAGCCUACCAGCUCCACGUCAGCACUGAGACCAGACUCAAGCACCCCUGUCCUGUAACCGAGACAAAAUGGCGUAUAUUGUUUUGGGGGUUUGUGCUUUUGGGGGGGUUUCUUUCCUUGGCCCUCCAAAUUUACUUUUGGGACCUGUUCUAAGUGCAAACCCAGCAGGUUUCACCUGUCCCAUCCAGGAGAUACAGUUACAUCUUGCGGGGAUUAUUUCUUUCUUGUUCCACAAUAAAUUGCACAUCCAUCUCCAUCACAGACGAUGGCCUAUUAAUGAGCACUGGUCUAACACAGCCAACCUCCCCACGGCGCCAUGCGGAGGGAGGGAGGGAGGGAGGGAGGGAUGGAUGGAUGGAGGAGGGCAAAAUCUACUGUAUGAGAUUCAGGAGUCAGUUGCGGUUGGUCAGGACGCAAGUCGGGGUAAGUUCGGUUGGUCAGAGGGAGAUGUGCUGGAGAUUGUGAAAAAUGGAUUCUCAAGUGAUCUCUAUAAGGCAGGGAAGGUUCAUUUGUAAGUAGUAAUGUGAACUGAAUUGCAUAAGAGUGUGGCCUUUGUUGUGAUAUACUAUGUAUUUUCUUAUAUGCAUGAGCCAAACUGUCGCAUCAUAAUUUAGCACUGAUGUCUGCUUUUAUUUUGAUCAUCUUGGUCCACCCUUAUUAGUUCUUUGCUGUUAACUGUAGAGAGACCUUGUAAAUACGGCACCUUUGGUUGCUGCAAUCACCUUGGUUUGAUUCCACGCAAGGAGCCACAAACAAGAACUCCACUGUGUCCUCAGAAGAAAGGGCCUUUUUACUUUUGAACCAAAAAGAGAAAAAAAAUCAGAAAUGUUCCAUCUUGAGGCUAAUUAACUAUAAGGCGUUUUUAAUUAUGACUACUGUCAUUUGACACCAUUUGAAAUAACCAAUUCAGAGACACUAAAGAUUUCACAAUAUUCAUUGGUAUUGUAACAAAACUACUAUUGUAUGGUUUUUUGUUUUGUUGUUUUUUUUUUUUGUAUUGCUGUUAAGUAUUGUUUCAUGUGUGUGUGUGUGUGUGCUGGAACCUCCUGGGGACAUGUUAUAUUUUGAAGUGAUUAAACUAUUUAAUUGUGUGUCUAUAUUUUGGAAUGGAAUUAUUUCUUCAUUAAAAAUGUUUUUAAAAACA
Messenger RNA from Odobenus rosmarus divergens (Pacific walrus), 3166 nucleotides. It is a transcript of the gene DTNA, whose product is annotated as dystrobrevin, alpha. Gene Ontology annotation, biological process: synaptic signaling. Gene Ontology annotation, molecular function: zinc ion binding. The record is from RefSeq and is a predicted model, not a curated record. The transcript has 18 exons. NCBI's taxonomy places the organism in Eukaryota, Metazoa, Chordata, Mammalia, Carnivora, Odobenidae. Bases 1 to 2175 code for a protein of 724 amino acids. Gene Ontology annotation, cellular component: plasma membrane; synapse.